AUGUCCUCUCUUACCGGGAACCCCAAUUCGCAUGCGAUCACAGAGUUCAACGAGAGACUUGUCGGAUACUGUUUAUGUGGUUCGGUGAAGGUGACAAUCGACGACCCAGAUCUAUUUACUAGAAGAAGAGGGCACAUCUGCCAUUGCGCCAACUGUCGAAAGGUAUCAGGCAGCUUUGCGGCGAGCAAUCUGAUCAUUGAGGAAAGUAAGGUUCAGAUUGAGGACCGUGAAGUCAAGCUUGCUAUGUUCUUGGAUACCCAAACGGGAAGUGGCACCCCGCUCGAAAGGUGGUUCUGCUCGAGAUGUGGAAAUCCGAUAAAAUCCGUGACACCCGUUUUGGCAGGGAAAAUCGUCAUGAAAAUGGGGCUAUUUCCAAGAAUCCCUGCACCCGAGUUUGAAACAUUUGGUUUGCAUAGGCAUGAGUGGCAAGGAUCUCACCCCGGCGUGGAAAAGUAUAAGAUAAAGGCAUUUGGAGAAAAGCUGUAG
Messenger RNA from Penicillium waksmanii, 486 nucleotides. RefSeq names its product GFA family protein. The transcript has 2 exons. The coding region runs from base 1 to 486 and encodes 161 amino acids. Lineage: Eukaryota; Fungi; Ascomycota; Eurotiomycetes; Eurotiales; Aspergillaceae. The record is from RefSeq and is a predicted model, not a curated record. Gene Ontology annotation, molecular function: carbon-sulfur lyase activity.